Echinococcus granulosus is the source of this 1473-nucleotide messenger RNA. RefSeq names its product F-box/WD repeat-containing protein 9. The transcript is spliced from 7 exons. Lineage: Eukaryota; Metazoa; Platyhelminthes; Cestoda; Cyclophyllidea; Taeniidae. The coding region runs from base 1 to 1473 and encodes 490 amino acids. Gene Ontology annotation, molecular function: protein binding. Gene Ontology annotation, cellular component: preribosome, large subunit precursor. The record is from RefSeq and is a predicted model, not a curated record.
AUGGUAGCAAUCGUUGACCUUCCGGCCCCGUUACUUCAAAAAAUAUGCGAUUUCCUUCCGAUCGACGAUGUGCUUUCCAUGACUAGCUCCUGUGAUGCGUUUGCCAGUUCCAUAAAUCAAAAAUCCUUUUGGCUACGACGUCUUACUAGAGGCAACAAUGGGGCGUAUUCUUGUAUUCCAGAAAAACGACUUAAUUGGAAGGACGUGUGUAUCGCCCAUGAAACCAUUGAGCGUUGGUUCUCAGGUGACCAUAGUAACCUUGUAAAGCGAACAAGUCGACACUACACCUCCCACUGUAUCGACGCAAUGCAAAUACUGAAAGUAAACCUCUUCCUCCUCAUUCCAUUUUUCUUCAAGCCUCCGAACCACAACCUUUUUGCAGUUGGGGAUCGCGGUGGGACUCUUUCUUUACUGUCCCUCAAAGCCCUUCUGGGUGAAGAAGAACCUACACCUAACUACACUGAUACUCAAGCACAUAAUGGCUGGAUCUGGACUAUUUCCAGCGACAGUAAUGUGAUAGCCACUGGUUCGUGGGAUCGACAUUUACGAGUGUGGUCGAUGAACAAUGCGGCUGUGGAUCUUCUUUCUCAGUACAGGAUGAACUCGGUGGUCCUCUGUUCAGAUUUUGUCGAUCCAAAUCUCGUAGCCGUAGGGACGUUCCACAAGGAGUUGGCAGUCUUUGAUUUCCGUGUACCAAGUCAGUACUCCGCCCUAUCAAACACCUAUCACCAGGGCACAAUCCUCUGUCUCAAAUCGCUCUACGGCCUUUUCAGCAAUAUGGAAGGUCCUCUAUCAAGUGGUUUCCCUUCUACCACAACGCUAGACUUCAGCGAUGCGGAUUCCGUGAUUUCCACCAUGGGAGAUGUCAGCCUACACGGGACCUCAAUAAAUAACAGUUUGGAAGCGCGGAGUUCGCUCUCCUCGAUGGUUUCCGCUGGUGAUGCUGAUGUUUUGCCACCGCCAUCGCAAAAUGUUGGCUUCUAUAGCGGUUGUAAGGGCGGAAUAUUGGCGGCGUGGGAUCUACGCAAAUUUAGCAAACCUGUCGGUGAACACAAGCUACGGUCCUAUCCCCGGAAGAUAUCUCUAAUGGAUGGAGAAGAGAUGUGGGUGGCUGAGCAUCCGAACCGUCUGCACGUUUUCCACACCGUUUCCUCUCGUUCCAACAGCUCCGCUCCUCUGCUUUCGCUUCUUCGUUCGCACAAGUAUUCAGGGAAGUUGGGCUCAAUUUCCGCGUUAGAGGCCACUCCAGGAGGCGUAUUUGUGGCGUUGAUGAGUCGGUACUUCGACGUUCUUCAUCCCACCAUGCCUCCGCGUUCCAUGCUGAAGAAACCCAUCUCCAAAGACCAAAGUGGAAUUUACGUUUCUUUGUCGUUCGCUCACGAGACGCUGCUAGUGGGAGGCGACAACGGAAGUAUAUCCUUGUGGAUGUCUAGAAGACGGGCUAAUCAACUUCUUGAUGGAGAGUCACCUUGA